UGCACGGGGACACAGCUCUUGCUCUUCCAACAUCAAAAAUCGCAUUUUGUCAUCUCAUUUAUUUUGGAAAUAUGUUCUUUCUUCAAAUACCAAGUUGAUGUAAACAUUAAUCUGUGAGGAUUUUAAGAUUUAUUUAUUUUUUUGUACUUCUUUUCCAAGUUGACCUUCAUUGAAGUCGCCUUUAAAUCAAUAACCGUGCGUGCUUGGAGAGCAUGAUGAAGACCAUUUUUCAAACCAGCAGAGCUCAUGCUGUUUAACUUUGGAAAGAAAAACAAAAUUUGCGCGAAAAGAGUAUUUAUUGCCUGCACGUCUUGGGCGCAGGACACAAGCCCUAUAAUGUUAGUGUAUGUGAUCGUUUCUGCUGUGUUAGUCUUAAGCGCGAGACCUGCAGAGGGUUUUCCCAAUUACAAAUAUGAUUACAUGGACGAGGACUUGGCCACCUUCGACUACUACAAAGUUGUGGACGAGUUUGACGACAGGAACGGGACGGAGGGGUGCGACACGUGCAUGCCGGAGCUGUGUCCCCCCGCGCGUGGCUGCAGAGCGGGGCUCGUGAAGGACAGAUGCGCCUGUUGCUCGGAAUGCGGCAACUUGGAGGGACAAACCUGUGACCUCGGACAGAGAAAUGUCUAUUAUGGGCUGUGUGGAGAAAACCUGGAGUGUCAACUGGACAGACUAGACGGCGAGGAGGAUGAACCGCAGUGUGUGUGUUUGUCCCAACAAACUGUGUGUGGAUCAGACGGACAAACAUACACGAAUAUCUGUCAGUUCAAAGAAGCGGCGUUUAUAAACCCACAACUUAAUAUGACAGAUGGACCGUGCAAGACAGUCCCAAACAUCAAAGUGCCGCCGCAUAAUCAGGUUAAUGUAACCGGGAGCAGUGUGGCAUUUAUGUGUGAGGUGUCUGCGUUUCCAAUGGCACUGGUGGAGUGGAGGAAAGAUGGAAAGGAGGUCAUUUUACCUGGCGAUGAUCCCCACAUAUCAAUUCAGUCUCGAGGUGGCCCUCAGAAGUAUAUGCUCUCUAGCUGGCUGCAGAUUGAAGUGUCAAGUCCGGCGGAUUCUGGCACAUACAGGUGCAUCGCUCGAAAUGAGCUCGGCCAAGUUUCAGCUACUGCAAUUUUAGGGGUGUUGCCGCCAGAUGAGAUGGCUGCUUAUUUGGAACAAAACAUAAAUGCAGUAAUGGACUAUGACCAAAUACAGGACUACGACAGGGAUUAUUACUAAACUUCAGAUCCAAACACCCUGAAGACAAACAUUCUUACUGACUAAGCCAUGGCAAAAUAACAACCAGGCAACGAUUUGUAUAUUCGCACAUAAAGAAUACAAAAAACAUCCCCUCUGGAAUUUAUGGAACAUCUGGGUAGUCACACGCAUGGAGACGGAUGGUUGAGGUUGAGUCAAUUCCCAAUGGUACAGGCCUCCGAGACGGAUGAAAAACACAAAAGUGAAGAGAAUUAAGUGGAGCACCUACCCU
Molecule: messenger RNA, 1474 nt
Organism: Paramisgurnus dabryanus
Lineage: Eukaryota; Metazoa; Chordata; Actinopteri; Cypriniformes; Cobitidae
Source: RefSeq, a predicted model, not a curated record